AUGGCGCCCGCAAGUUCCAAAGCCAACUACAAGACCUACGAGGCUCAGGCUCGCAUGGUCCGCGCCAUCGUGGCCGCUCACCCGGAGGUUAAGUGGAACUACAAGGACAUCGCCAAGUACUUUGGCCAGUCGACUGCCGACGGCAUGCAGUUCCAGUUCCGCGGCAUCAAGAAGGACGCCGAGACGCUCCGCCGGACCGUCGCAGAGAACGGUGACGCCGCCAACUGCCUCAACCUGAGCGCCAGCGGCGGCGCGACGCCCUCUGCCGCGACGACCCCGUCCAAGUCCUCUGCCGUCACCACGCCGACCUCGUCGCGCCGCACCGGCACCGGCACUGCGCGCAAGCGCCCCCUCGCCGUCAACCUCAAGAAGGAGUCGAGCGACGACGAUGACGACGGCACCACCGGCGCCGAGGACAGCAACUACAGCGAGCGCGACCAGACGCCCUCGAAGCGCACCAAGACGACCGGCGCCACAGGCACCACCACCUCCAUGACCAUCGCCGGCGGCGCCACGGGCCAGAAGAACGUGACGCCCCGCCGAGCUGCGCAAAAGGCCAACGUUACGAUCGCGAGCGUCGCGGCGCAGCUCCAGGACAGCGAGUCGCCCACCCCGAUUGAGCGCACUUAUCAGCACCACAUCCACCAGCAGCAGUUUGCUCAUGCCCCUGCUGCCGUCGUGUCUCCGUCCACGGAGCGCCAGUCGCUCUUCGGGCCCCACGGCAGCGGUCACAACGUCAUCAUCAACAACUUCAGCACCCCUGCCACAUCUAUGGGCACCCGCGGCGGUGGUGCAGCUCUGCCGGCCGCAUUUGCUCGCAACGGCUCGGACGUGUGCAUGACUUCGAUGGCCCGACCGGGCGGCAGCUUCACCCAUCGUGGCAUGGCAUUCAUCAACGACGACUUUGACGAUGGCGAGUACUGA
This is a messenger RNA of Purpureocillium takamizusanense, 924 nucleotides long. RefSeq lists its product as uncharacterized. The coding region runs from base 1 to 924 and encodes 307 amino acids. NCBI's taxonomy places the organism in Eukaryota, Fungi, Ascomycota, Sordariomycetes, Hypocreales, Ophiocordycipitaceae. The record is from RefSeq and is a predicted model, not a curated record. The transcript is spliced from 2 exons.